Molecule: messenger RNA, 1255 nt
Organism: Aaosphaeria arxii CBS 175.79
Lineage: Eukaryota; Fungi; Ascomycota; Dothideomycetes; Pleosporales
Exons: 2
Coding region: 80-1255 (391 amino acids)
Biological process (GO): lipid metabolic process
Source: RefSeq, a predicted model, not a curated record
CCGAGCAGAUACCAGGCUGUCUUUCCGAUUUCGAGGUUACAUACAGCGAUUGGAGUGUACAUGAACUUCGUAUUUUCAUAUGAUGACUCCAUCAAGCAUGAUGCUCUCUGUAGCGCUUAUGGUGUCUUUCCAAUUAACCUUGACUCUUCCACUCCUCCUCCUCCCCGAAAACCGCCCCGUUCGAAUGGUGGUGAUUGUUCUCCUCGUAUUCCAAUAUGUGAAUCUUGUCAACACUUCGUCCGGAGAUGCAGCUAUGAAUUGGGGUCUAGGACUGGCAAUCACACCACAACUGCUGAAGGGAUUUGAAAUUUACAUCACCCAUACACCAGCAAGCGAACACUUCCAUCGCAUAAGGCUGCGGGACGAACCCGUUGACGGUUCGAACGGUUCGAACGGUCUCUCGGAGAGAUUACUCUGGGCUCUGGAGCUCGUCUACACCCCACGGGGCAUUGGUUGGAACUGGGAAAUUCCUUACGUGUGCUACAUAGGUACCGAGUCCAAAAGCGCUUAUUUAGCUUCGCGGAUUAAACGAAUUGCCCUAUUCUCCGUCAUGCUCUUCGCUCUGUCCAAUGGCAUGCCGAACAGCAAAUCUCCGUCCAUAACGGGACACCCGCCUCUCAGUAUAGGCUUACUUGUGCCGACGUGGGCAUAUGCGAUCAGCGCAUACCUACAGCUAUGGCUCACAUUCACUAUUCCCGCUACUUUUAUGGUCGGUUUUGGUUUUGGAGAUCCCAGAGCCUUUCCCUACAUGAUGGGACCUAUCGGUGCCAUGGCAUCUCUACGAUGCUUUUGGGGGCGAACAUGGCACCAAGCGGUUCGGAGACAGAUGACGACGGCGGGAAAUCUGCUUACAUCUCAAGCGGGUAUAACAAAAGGUACUAUAGAGAGUGCGUACCUGAAACUACUGGUAGGUUUCCUGAUAUCGGCGUGGACGCAUGCGGUAGCGGGAUACAAAGCCCGUGGUGGUGGACCAGAUUUGGACCCAACCGGAGCAUUCCGAUUCUUUCUGUUACAGUUUUGUGGAAUCGUCUUUGAAGAUCUUUGCUUCCAUAUCCUGCAACUACUCCGCAUCAUUGGGGCGGAUUGGCGGAAUGAUCAAAUGUCCCAGGGCAAGUAUGGAUAUGGGAAGGGUUUGGAAUGGUGGGUACUAGACAAGGCAGACAUGGUCUUAGGUUAUAUCUGGGUCAUUCUUUGGUUUAGUAUCACUCUGCCACCAUAUGUUGAAGCUAUCCGGAUGACUGGAGCGCUGGAUUAG